This is a messenger RNA of Paramisgurnus dabryanus, 1417 nucleotides long. RefSeq names its product class I histocompatibility antigen, F10 alpha chain-like. Gene Ontology annotation, biological process: immune response. Lineage: Eukaryota; Metazoa; Chordata; Actinopteri; Cypriniformes; Cobitidae. The record is from RefSeq and is a predicted model, not a curated record. Gene Ontology annotation, cellular component: external side of plasma membrane.
CAGUAACUAACUAUAGUAGGCUAUCGAGAUCGAUCGACCAAUUGAUCUAUAGAUAGAUAGAUAGAUAGAUAGAAAGAUAGACAGAUAGAUAGAUUUGUGAAAAAUGUGUAAGUAAAUUAUUUACGACAAAUUGUACAUACAGCGUACAUGGACAAAAUUUUCAUCUUGCUUGUACUUUCACUUUCAACAUGUGCUUCAAAUGGUUACUCUUUAAAGUUAUUUUCGGCGUACAUUCCGGGAGAAAAACAAUUCCCUGAAUUUAGUAUAGUUACUGUUUUGGAUGACAUCAUAGUGGGAUACUACAAUUCAAUAGUUUACAUUCCAAGAGGAAAUACUACAAAUGAAGAUGAUGUUAUUGAAUCAGUAUACAUAAAUGAUAUAAUCGACUAUAUGCAUUACUCCUUUAAACGAAGAUCAUAUUUAUUAACACAAAACAACAGUUAUGAAGUUUACCAGACGCUGGUUCAAUGUGAGCUGCUGAAUACUCAACCUGGAAAGAUGAUCAUCAAAGAUGCUGCUGGAGGCUUCACAACAGAUGAGCUGACUUACAUUAACAACAACUUUACUUAUUUUGUUAAUGCAAGUUAUUCACAGGUGCUCCUCAAACCCCACUUGGAAGAAUUCAAGGAAAAUCUCAAGAAGAUUUUUUACCCAACAUGUAAAAGAACUCUUGAAAAUUAUCUUAAAACAAGAGCAGAUCAAAUCAGAAGUCUAAAAAAACCCAAUGUCAAGUUUGUUCGCAAAGCAAACACAGCAUCUGGAAGUUUUCAGGCAAUUUGUCUGGCAACAGGAUUUUACCCUCGACACAUCAACCUGACCCUGUUCAGAGAUGGACAGCCUGUAUCUGAUCAUAAGAUUACUGGAGGAGAUCUGCUGCCCAAUGAUGAUGGGACGUACCAGAUGAAGAAGAUCCUGAAGAUCAGUGAAGAAGAAAAGAAAGAGAACCGCAAAUACACCUGCACUGCCACACAUCUCAGUCUGGACAACAAACUGGAUGUUAAGCUGACUGAUAAUUUAGAUAAUGACCAUUAUCUAUUUUACAUCAUUGGAGCUGUUUGUGUUGUUAUGCUAUUGACGUUUGCCAUUAUUUUGGGGAUCUGGCGGAAAUGGAGACAGGGAGGUGAAUAUGAUUUAGCUGAAGCUGAAGAAUACAGUUCUGAGGACGAAGAACUAUAAUUUAACGUCUUCAUCAACAAAAUUCUUUCAUCUACUAAACAUCAGGAUUUUUAUGAAUGUGCUGCAUUUGGACAUUAAACCAUCACCUUAACUCUGAGAGAUCACUGCAAUGUGCAAAUGGUGUGAAACAAACAGUAAAAGAUAAUGUGUUUACAUUAGUAUUUCCUGAAAGCUGUAUUUCAAAUAGGAGGACUGCCCUAAAAUCUGACCUCUACUCAGGAUGACCUACAAGUACUUUACG